Molecule: messenger RNA, 192 nt
Organism: Artibeus jamaicensis (Jamaican fruit-eating bat)
Lineage: Eukaryota; Metazoa; Chordata; Mammalia; Chiroptera; Phyllostomidae
Gene: SMIM43
Product: small integral membrane protein 43
Exons: 1
Coding region: 1-192 (63 amino acids)
Source: RefSeq, a predicted model, not a curated record
AUGGAGUGGGAGCUCAACUUCUUGGUUUACCUGGCGCUCUUCUUCUUCCUGCUCUUCUUACUGUUCCUCCUGCUCUUCGUGCUCAUCAAGCAGCUGAAGAACUCCGGGGCCAGCACAGCCGGGGCGCUCCAGCCGGGGCGCCUCUCGCUGCACCGGGAGCCUUGGGGCUUCUCCCACGAGCAGGCAGUGUGA